UUUUUUUUUUUUUAUUGUGCGUAUGGCAAAAAAAAGCUAGCGUCAAGCCCAGUGGUUGAGGCGCUCUGCAGGGGGGCGGGAAAAGUUGCCUUUGUUCCCAACAAGUUAUUUUAUCGCUAAGGGCCGGCGGCUGAAGAGAGAACGGGUCGGCGCGCGCGCGCCCCGAGCGCAGCCUUCCACCCUCGCCGCGUCGCCGUGCCGCUCGCACUACGGGAGGCCGGGGCCUCGCCGCCCCGCGGCUCUUCCAGGCGGCGCGGGCUGUGAGCGCGAUACCGCGCCCCUCCGCUCUCCGAGGCGGCAGGGCCCGCCUUCGGUCGGCGCGGCGCUCCGGGCGAGGAGGGGCGGCCCGGAGCUCCUCGAGCCCCGGUCUCCCCCUCGGCCGGAGCCGCGCGGGGACGCCUUCCGCCGGUCCCCUCCGCCGGUUGCCAUGGUGUCGCGGCCCGGCGUGCUGUGGGCGGUGGCCGCGGCGGCGCUGGCUCUGGCGGGCCGGCGGGCGCUGCCGGCGCCGGUGGUCCGCUGCGAGCCCUGCGACUCGCGGGCGCUGCAGCAGUGCAAGCCGCUGCGGCCCGACUGCGCCGAGCGGGUGCGGGAGCCGGGAUGCGGCUGCUGCCUCACCUGCGCCCUGCGCCUGGGGCAGCCCUGCGGUAUCUACACCGAGCGCUGCGGCGCCGGCCUCGACUGCCGGCCGCGGCGAGAGGAGGCGCGGCCGCUGCAGGCUCUGCUGGAGGGCCGCGGUCUCUGCACCAACGGCACGGCGGGCGACGAGCUGCGGGCCUUCCUGCCGCCGGCACCGCACGCUGCAGGAAAUUCUGGUGAUUCAGAAGAAGACAGGAGUACCAGUAGCUUAGAAAAUCAGGCCAUCCCAAACUUGCACAGAGUGCCAGAUUCAAAUUUGCCUCCACAGCACAUCAGAAUAGAUAUCAUCAGGAAAGAACAAGCCAAAAAUACGCAGCGCUAUAAAGUGGAAUAUGAUUCACAGAGUACAGAUACACUGAAUUUCUCUUCGGAAUCCAAGCAAGAAACUGAAUAUGGUCCCUGUCGUAGAGAAAUGGAAGACACUUUAAACCACCUGAAGAUCCUGAAUGUCUUGAGUCCUAGAGGUUUCCAUAUUCCAAAUUGUGACAAGAAGGGAUUCUACAAGAAAAAGCAAUGUCGUCCAUCCAAAGGCCGAAAAAGAGGUUAUUGCUGGUGUGUGGAUAAAUAUGGACAACCGCUUCCUGGAUAUGAUGGCAAGGGAAAAGGAGAUGUCCACUGCUAUAACUUGGAAAGCAAGUGAGGGCUGAAUGCCAAGCUCUUCUGGCAUCUGUGUGUGACAGCUGGACCUAGCAGAGACCUUGGAGGGAAGUACUGCAUUUUGCAAGGCGUUAUGGUCUCUGCUUCCUGUCUGUCUCCUGUGGUGGCUGGGGGGAUCCAGACCUCUGUGGGUUCUGCAGCUGUACCUGGCCACUGAUACGUGUUGAGCUUUCUAUAGAAUGUGUAGGGAGCUCUGAAUUCCUAUGAAAACCUGCACUAUUGACACCAAGAGAGAAAGAAAAACACAAGGCACUUCAGAAUGGAUUCAGGGAAUUUCCACUGACCUUUUAAAAAAUGGCUUGUGGCCAAUUUGAUCCUGAGAGAUUCUGGUUUAAAUUUGAAAGAAUUCGUAGAUUGAAAACUUGUAAAAAUUAAUAAAGCAACUAUGACAAUGGAAAGUAACACCCAAGGAUUUAAAGGGUAGGGAUUUUUUUUUUAUUUUUUUUUUACAGGUCUGACUUAUCUUCACGGGUAAAAUGUUUUAUAAAAAAUGUCAAAGAACUUUUUAAGAGACAUAUUUCUAAAAUAAAGACAUAGCUAUUUUUUUCUGUAAAGUGUAUUAUGAAUAUUCUGUUAGUCUGUAUUUAAUAUAAUUGUUUUAAAAUAAACUUAUUUAAAUAUAACAUAAAUACCAAACUAGACAAUAAUUCUAGUGUAUACUGUAUGCAAAGAGAAGGUAAGAACACGGGAUGAUUAACAAAUGUGUAUAGUUCCAUGUGCAUACACACUGACCUAUUCUAGAUAGUAGAAAUGGACUUGUGGAGUAAAGGAAGUGUUUCCAGAAGGAAUUGUUUCAUUAUCUGAAGUAGGUACAAAUACCAUGAAAAUCUUCUAAAUUUUGUUUAUUAUUUUAUUGGUAUUUCUGAUGUACCCAUCACUGAAUUAUGCCACUGGAAAAAUUAACAGUUGCACUGAAGCUCUCUAUAAAACAUUCAUUUUUCAUCCGUCCUUAGCUUCAGUUUUUGCAACAAGGCUUGUGUUCUGUCUGUUUCCUUCAGGUCUCCUCAUGUUAGUAUAAAAAGUUUAUGGACAAAAAGAUGCCAUUACAGUACCAGCCUUUCUGUUUGCUGACUUACUUUUAAAAACUGUGUCUACUCUGUGUUGUCUUAAUAUACUCUAACAAAGCACACAUUCACCAUAAGGAACUUAUAUUUUAUGUUUAAAACAGUGCAGAUGAGGGGACUAUGUACUUGGCUGUUGAGACCUGUGUGCUCUGUUUGUACUAAACAUAAUAGUUUUUUUCCUUUGACUUUGAUAGAAAUUAUUUGCCUGUAUUUAAGCAUAGAGUGAGAAGCACAGUUUAAAUAUCCAAACCACCUGCCAUGACAUUAUAUGUCCUUUUAAUUGGAAGAUAGGUGUUUUGGUUUUAUUCUAAUAGGUGAUGCUUUUAUGUUUAAAAAAAAGAAAAAGAAAAAAAAAAGUCUUUCGCAGUUUUGCUUUUGUUUUGUUUUGGCCGAUGGUUUAUUGAAAUUUAUGGGGGGGAAAAAACCAAACUGUAUGACAGUGAAACCUGGUAAGGAAAGGUGGCCUGUGAAGUGUACCAGCUCUCUGGAAAGUAAUGCCAUACUUUGUAUAUGUAUUUAUUUAUAUAUUUUAUAUAAAUAUCAUAUAUAUUUAUAUAAAUAUAUAAUAUAUUCUUGUAUGUGUCACUAUAAAUGUUUGAUGUCAACAUAAUUAAAAAAAACAAAAAAAAACCAAUUACAUCAUCAUUGCAAUUUCCUUUUGGGUUGGGAGUUUGGAGAAUGAGAGUAGUACUCUCAUGUGCCUUUCCAACUAUUGCAGCCAGUGGUUUUGCUGAUGGAUGGGAGACUGUGAGGUCAAAGAGCCUGCUCCUCUCCCACCCUGCAAGUUGCAGCAGUCCUUUUUUCAUGCCAGCACUGGCAAAUGUCUUGAAAAUCUGAUGUGGAAAGAUCUGGAUACACAACUUGAAGGGUCAAGAUAGCAAUCACUUCAAACCAAAUGUUUAAAAUUUUACCUGGACAUGUAUUAGCUACCCUGUUUGAAUUCUUUGCAUAUUCCUAAUCUAUAUCUAAUGAAAUGGAUUCUCAUCAUUGUUAAAACUUAAAUUUUAAACUUAACAGUAAGAAUAUAGGGCGUGUGAAGUUAUGCUUAGGCCAGGCUUAUACAGGCUUAUUGGUGGAUGGUUACAUUGAGCUUUGUGAGUUGAAGAUUUAUUGCAAUAGUUUUACUGCUACUGCAAAUAUAAUGCCUGCAAAGAUUUGUUGGCUAAACAAAUGAAUAAAUGAUGAGCUCUUCUCCUUA
Molecule: messenger RNA, 3555 nt
Organism: Lagopus muta (rock ptarmigan)
Lineage: Eukaryota; Metazoa; Chordata; Aves; Galliformes; Phasianidae
Gene: IGFBP3
Product: insulin like growth factor binding protein 3
Exons: 4
Coding region: 428-1276 (282 amino acids)
Biological process (GO): regulation of insulin-like growth factor receptor signaling pathway
Cellular component (GO): extracellular region
Molecular function (GO): insulin-like growth factor II binding; fibronectin binding; insulin-like growth factor I binding
Source: RefSeq, a predicted model, not a curated record